ACACACAGAUCCUUUCCAGCUCUCCCCUCAGUGGUCUGAUGAGACUGAAGGAACAGGGAAUUGGUAAAGAACAUAGUUUUGAUGAAGAAUCCAACUGAUCAGAAACACUGGAUGACAAACUAUUUGGGGAGUAUACUGUCAUAGCUGCUAAUAACUCAGUCAAACCUCCGAGACAAGAGGUAGAAUGUGGUUUCUAAAUUUUAUAUUAGAGGGAUUGUGCUAUAUUGGUCCCGUUAGAUGUUGUUAUUCAGUGUAUUUCAUGCCAGAGGCUUAAACAUGAUACAGGGAAACGUGAGCUUUAAGGUAGGUAAGAAGACAGUUAGGAUGGGAGGAGGGUUAGUAGUCUGGUUGGUAGGAAGGUAGGUGAUCAGGCUGGUAAAAGAAUUGAUUGGAAGGUAUGUCAGGUCGAUAGACUGGGCGUUGGGUAUGUUGGUAAGCAGCUCUGUAGGUUGGUAGGAAAAAAGUUAGAUUUGUAGAAUAUUAUAGGUAGGCUGGUAGAGAGGUAGGUGGGAUGGUAGUUAGAUAACUCACUCACUCACUCACUCACUCACUCACUCACUCACUCACUCACUCACUCACUCACUCACUCACUCACUUAUGCAUGCACAUGUAUCACAUAUGGAUCUAUGUUUUGCUCACCUGCUCAUCUGAUUUCAGCUGUGAUGAUGUUCGUCUCUCGUUGUCUUCGUCUCAUCCUGCGUGAUGUCCUCAAUCCAUCCUGCUUACAUCACUUCCUACUGGAAUUUGUAGGCACCACCCUCUUCCUGUGUAUUAGCUUAUCGGCUGUCCUGAUUAAACCUGACCCGGGAUCCACUGCCAGUUCAAACAAUCAGAGCCACCUGUUUGCAGGUGUUCUACCUGGACUCGUAGCUGUUUCACCCACGUGUCCUCUGCAGGUGGCACUUGUCUUUGGUCUGUCUGUUGCAGUAGCAGCACUCUGUGUGGGUGGGGCAGCUCACUUAAACCCAGCAGUUUCCAUAGCAAUGGCUCUGACCUUAAGACUCCGCCUGUGGAGAGCUGCGCUGCAUAUAAUUGCUCAGCUUUUAGGGGGUGUGGCCUCUGCAGCACUUCUGAUGGGACUGACUGGCAAUGUGACACCUGCUCUCAACCAGGUGUCCUCUGGAGUCCGGCUCCACCAGGCAGUCAUCGUGGAAAUGCUUGUGACCCUUCAACUGGUCCUGGUUGUCAUGGUAACAGCUGAAGUCCCCAUGUCAGCAGCAGCAACUCCUCUGUUGGUUGGUCUGGCUGUCAGUCUGGGUCACCUGGUGGCCGUGAAAGUAACUGGUUGUGGGAUGAACCCAGCCCGGUCUUUCGGUCCAGCUGUCAUCACUCUCAAUUUCAGCAACCACUGGGUUUUCUGGGUAGGGCCAGUUAUGGGGGCGUGUCUCGCUGCCCUCUUGAAUGACCUUUUGCUGCAACAGCGCUGGUGCUGCGCUGGAGACUGGUGGAAAGAGCUGAAACAGCUAUAUGUACUGACAGACAAACAGCAGCAGAGGGCGCCGCCAUAGCACACUCUUGUGGAGAAAGCACCUGACUUGGACAACAUGGCAGUAAUAAUCUCUUUAUACUUGUGGAGAAAAGGGACGUACUUGUGAUGUGUUAUGAAGCUGCAUAUUCAAUAAAACCCCAUGUUCAUUUA
Nothobranchius furzeri (turquoise killifish) is the source of this 1639-nucleotide messenger RNA. RefSeq names its product aquaporin-1. Gene Ontology annotation, biological process: hyperosmotic response; renal water transport; carbon dioxide transmembrane transport. The record is from RefSeq and is a predicted model, not a curated record. Gene Ontology annotation, molecular function: water channel activity; carbon dioxide transmembrane transporter activity; glycerol transmembrane transporter activity. NCBI's taxonomy places the organism in Eukaryota, Metazoa, Chordata, Actinopteri, Cyprinodontiformes, Nothobranchiidae. Gene Ontology annotation, cellular component: membrane.